Suillus subaureus is the source of this 1420-nucleotide messenger RNA. RefSeq lists its product as uncharacterized. Gene Ontology annotation, molecular function: RNA polymerase II transcription regulatory region sequence-specific DNA binding; DNA-binding transcription factor activity, RNA polymerase II-specific. The record is from RefSeq and is a predicted model, not a curated record. Bases 139 to 1008 code for a protein of 289 amino acids. Gene Ontology annotation, biological process: regulation of transcription by RNA polymerase II. Gene Ontology annotation, cellular component: nucleus. The transcript is spliced from 2 exons. Lineage: Eukaryota; Fungi; Basidiomycota; Agaricomycetes; Boletales; Suillaceae.
CAAUUGCCCUUCUCAACGACCAUUAAGAGUCAUUACAAGUCACAACGACAAAGUCAUUAUAAGUUCUUGCGUAGAGUUGGGAGGUGCUGCUAACGCGCCUAUAACAGCUCAGAAUUGUUUAGUAGAACUAUCCAGAAGAUGGUUGAUUGUCAUCGCUGUAAUCGCUUUUUCAACUCCUGGUCUGCUUACCACCAGCAUGUCCGGGACUCCACCAAUCACUGGGAAUGUGAUCGUUGUCAACUCGACUUUGAGUCUAGUCUAGGACUCAAAGAACAUUACGUUCAGAGCCCCUACCACCAUUACUGCCAGUACUGCCGCGUCCAUUUUGACUCUGCGUCGGAUUUACAGGAUCAUUACGAAGGCGAGCAUGCUUACUGUAGCUCUUGUAACAAGGUCUUCAAGAACGACUUUGGCUUGCACGAGCAUAACCGGCAGAAGCACGCUGACGUGUACUGUAUUGCGUGCAAAAGACUUUUCCGGUCUCCGAGCAACCUUCACUCUCACAUGAACUCUAGUAUACACCGCUCUAAAGACACUAUCUGCCCCUUCAACGGAUGUGGCUUGGCAUUUAUCAAUAAUUCUGCCCUCAUUCUCCAUCUUGAAUCCGGCUCAUGUCGAUCAGGCGUCAACCGACGCGUCGUUGACAACUGGGUCCGCACCAAUGAUCGCUCUAACUUGAUUACCAACCCAGCGCGGCUCAUCACUGCUGGUGAACGUGCCAACGUUAAGCUUAUCGCGACAGGGCAGUCAUGGAACGGGCAGGCCUAUGAAUGUGUUCUUUGUCACACCCAGUUCCGGACGUUGAUGGACUUGAACCGUCACUUGGCUAGCCCUCGCCACCAGGAGAAAGUCUAUCGGUGCCCUCUCAGCACCUGCCAGGCCCACUUCGUCUCCCUUAGCGGGUUGUGCCAGCACAUCGAGAGUGAGCGUUGUGGUGUGACGAAGUUCAGGGCAGUCCAAGACGCCAUGAACAAUCUCUUCGCCGGCGUUGCCCGCAUCACAAUUUAACAUGGUAAGUUCUACAUGAACAUUGCAAUAUUGAAGAUUCAUAGGCUAUACCUGACACUUCUUACUCAGCCCUCGUGUUGUCUGCAUUUCUUCGCAUGCCACAUCCACAUGGUUUAGUCACAGACAAUCAGUUUCCAUUCUUCUACUAUACAUUUUUCAUUCCUCAACUAGCGUCACCGCCUUCCCUGUUACGAGUCACUAUCUGCGUACCUUAACAUCCUUAUCGAUAAACCCAUUAUGAUACUUCUCGAAAGCUCUGGCCAAAGCAGGUUUCUUGUUCCCCCUCAGUUGUACAUGUAGUCAUACCUUACAUACGUCCUUAUUUUCCGCGUUUCAAUUGCGCCGUAUACAUGAAUCAAAUUCGAAGUUGAUAGUGGGUUUCGUAAUCCCGUCUCUAAUUCUAUCCUCAUCC